ACAUUUUUCUCUUUUCUUUUCCCAUUGGACUCUCUCUUUUCAUGCCAAGACAUCCAUCAUGACCAAUCUCCUCUCUUUCUAAGUACAUAUAAUCAUGACAUAAAAUAUCAACCUCACUCGCACACCUAAAAGUGCUAGCCUAAACAAAUUAAACUUCAACUAAUGCCAAAAAAUGGAACUUAACUCUUUGUAUUCCUCAUUUGAAAUGCUUGCAAAACUUAUGAGCACUAAUGUCUCAUCUAACCAUUUUUUUGCAGUGCUUUUGGUAGUAGGUUUAGCAACCCUUUUCUUUGCAUGUAGAAGAAAAGUGCACAUUUAUUUGAUUGAUUUUAACUGCUUUUGCCCCCCAAGUUCAUAUAGACUACCUAAAGCCAUGUUUGAAGAGAACAACUUUUUUGAUGAUAUGGAACAAGAAGCUAUUGAUUUCCAAAGCAAAAUCAGUGCAAAAUCUGGAUUCAGUGAUGAAACAUCCAUUCCUCCAUGUCUUGCUCAAAUACCUAAAAGUAAAGCUCUAACCUUUGCACUUGAAGAAGCUGAGUUAAUAAUGUAUUCAGCAAUAAAAGACCUUUUACAAAAAACCAAAAUCAACCCAAAAUCCAUUGACAUUGUAAUUACUAUUAGUAGCAUCUUCUGUCCUACACCAUCUCUUAGUUCCAUGGUGGUUAACAAAUUCAAGAUGAGAAGCAACAUCAUGAGCUUUCAUCUAUCAGGUAUGGGAUGCAGUGCUGGAAUUAUAGCUGUUGGUCUUGCAAAAGACUUGUUGAGAGUUCAUAGAAACUCAUUGGCUUUAAUAGUAAGCACAGAGACACUUAGUUUAAAUUGGUACACAGGUAAAGUUCCAUCUAUGCUACUAACUAAUUGUCUAUUCAGAAUGGGAGGAUCAGCUAUACUGAUGUCAAGCAGGGUUCAAGAUAAGCAUAAGGCAAAGUAUGAGCUAAAACAUAUUGCUAGAACAAUCAAUGCAUAUGAUGAUCAAUCUUAUGCAUGUGUAUACCAGGAUGUGGAUCCAGAUAACAAACUAGGUGUAUCGAUAUCGAAGAACAUAGUCAAUGUUUGUGGAGAUGUGUUGAAGAAAAAUAUUGCUUCAUUGGGACCAUUGGUUUUACCAUGGAGGGAGCAAUUCUUAUAUGUCGUUUCAAUUAUUUAUCACAAACUUUGGAGUAGAAGAAGAAGAACAAGCAUAUAUACUCCGAAAUUCAAUAGGGCUUUUGAGCAUUUCUGCAUACAUUCAGGAGGAAGAGCUGUUAUACAAGCCAUUGAGAAAAAUUUGAAGCUAAGGAGAGAGGAUGUUGAACCAUCAAAAAUGACUCUGUACAGAUUUGGAAACACUUCAUCUUCUUCAAUUUGGUAUGAGUUGUCAUACAUUGAAGCAAAAGGGAGGAUGAAAUGUGGAGAUAGGGUGUGGCAAAUUGCCUUUGGAAGUGGAUUCAAGUGUAACAGUGCAGUGUGGAAAUGUUUAGGUGACGUGAAGCCUGAUACCACCACUGCGUGGAGAGACACUAUUCACUCAUACCCAGUAGAUAUUUUGGGAACAAACUGAUACAAAGUAUGAACAUUGUGUUGUGCUUGAUCUUUGUUUGACUUUCAUAAAUGUGUACUAAAAUAUUGUAGCUCUGCAUAAAUGAUUUAGAUUGUAAUAUAAUUAUGGAGGUA
Molecule: messenger RNA, 1653 nt
Organism: Medicago truncatula (barrel medic)
Lineage: Eukaryota; Viridiplantae; Streptophyta; Magnoliopsida; Fabales; Fabaceae
Product: probable 3-ketoacyl-CoA synthase 21
Exons: 1
Coding region: 173-1540 (455 amino acids)
Biological process (GO): fatty acid biosynthetic process
Cellular component (GO): membrane
Molecular function (GO): acyltransferase activity, transferring groups other than amino-acyl groups
Source: RefSeq, a predicted model, not a curated record